Galendromus occidentalis (western predatory mite) is the source of this 1230-nucleotide messenger RNA. RefSeq lists its product as uncharacterized. The transcript is spliced from 7 exons. The record is from RefSeq and is a predicted model, not a curated record. The coding region runs from base 107 to 1003 and encodes 298 amino acids. NCBI's taxonomy places the organism in Eukaryota, Metazoa, Arthropoda, Arachnida, Mesostigmata, Phytoseiidae.
ACUAGAUCGAUUCGAGUGCUCCCAACGACGGGGAGAUCUAUUGAGAGCCGCGGGUUUUUCCAUAACGGGGCGAUUUUUUUCGCUGCAGAGCUACAACCAGAGCGAGAUGACUUCUGUGUCGAACGUGCUGAUUCUCCUAUUACAUCGACAUGGGAUGCGACACCCGUUCGUGCACUUCGAAGGCAUCGGGGAGCCCGUGACGCCCGAGCUUCUCGGUACGCUGACUGAUAGAGGAAGACUGCAGAUGGCUGCUCUCGGACGGCAUUUGGCCUUUGAGCACGGGCCGGACGGGAUGGCCGCGCUUGAGCCGGUAAUCCCUGAAGCGAUCGCGUCCUCAGUGCCACGGUGCGUGGAGAGCUCUAAAAUACUUUUCAAGAGCUUCCUGCACGAGGAGGUCAAUGUUGCCGUUUUGAAGACGAAUUUCGCGGAUCUCUACCACGAUAUGAUCGCGCGCAAUAUCGACGCCAUGAUGGCCCAUGAAUUCAGAUCCGACCAAGGCGACCGUGUCAGCGACUACGUGAACUUUUUGAACGAACAAGCAAAUUCUACCAAGGAGACACCAUGGCAGAAGUAUCAGAUCGUCGAGAGUCUCCUUUUGGCGAAGGAAACCGGACAUGCUCUGCCGCCGUAUGCCGACGAAAAAACGCUUGAAAAAUGCCUCAACAUCAUGAACCGUCAACUCAUCAGAGGUUUCGAGGAGAUCUUAUUCGCUGAGAUUGUGCACGAUAUCGCUGCUCGCUUAAGGGACCUCCCGAAUGUUCGCACAAACUUUGUGGAAUAUUCCCUUUCCGACAUAAAUAUCGUCCCUGUAUUGGAACGUCUAGGCCUCGGCAUCGAUUACUGGCCAGGAUACGGCUCGGGCUUCGAAAUCCGAAUCAGUGCCGAUGGCGCUGUCGUUUUGGACGAACUCCGCAACUCAGCCGACGCAGAGAUCAGUGAGAGGCUAGCGAUCCGCAAAACUAGGCUUCAAAAACUUCGAAGAAAAAUCGCGGAUGGCUCUUAGGCUGCAUGACGUCAUGUCAUCGGCCCUAAUGAAUUCAGGAGAUCCGCCGGAGGCAGAGGAUUCGUCACGAUGCAGUCUCGCGAGGAAAAUGCUCAUCACCUCCAUGUGGAAAUCCAGACGUGGAACUAUUUGGUCCGAGAUCUUCUGUUAUUGUAAGAAAAUAAAGCAUAGCUGCCGGAGAGGACUCAGACGCCGAAGCCUUCCAUGUUUCGCGAGGCUACACCCUA